Candidula unifasciata is the source of this 4092-nucleotide messenger RNA. The record is from the annotation of a GenBank genome assembly. NCBI's taxonomy places the organism in Eukaryota, Metazoa, Mollusca, Gastropoda, Stylommatophora, Geomitridae.
AUGGCAUCGACUAAAGUUACCUUUGUGACCGGUACAGCUGAGGUUCGGAGGAGAGAUCGAAGUCACGACCCACAGGCGACCAUGCUCCAGACAGAGCAGCACUUCGUCACGGAGCCAAGCGCGCCCCUAGCGGUGGCUUAUGUGGAUGGAAAGUGUAGCUGUUGUCCCUAUGGUUACCACAUCGACCUUGACUUUCUCAACUUCUGCAGUGACCUGGAAAGAGGUUCAACCCUGAAAAACCUGAAAAAGAUUCAGCGCACUAAACGAAAUUUGAGAAAGUCCAUGGAAAUCAUGCUGAACGAACAAGAAGGUGUCAAGGCUGAUCCAAGCUCGGCUCCUCCAGAUAUCGUCAGGUCAACCGAAGCUGAGAGGCUGAUGCACAUGGUCAACUUUGAACAGUCAGCUACUGUCAACAUCCUUCGACAGAUUGAUACAUCGGUUAGAACAGACAUGGCCAGUUUUGAGAGUAGAGCGGCCUGGAGGAGUCCGGAUACAACAGAGGACGUAAGGAUUACUGGUUCACAUGAUCAACCCAUCUACCAGAACCCACCUGCUGUUGUUCUGACCCGUGCAGACUCUCUGAGUUCCUUGUCAUCAUGGUCAACAGUGUCAAGCGAGGCUGCCCUCCUGCACCAAGCUGAACUCAUUCAACAGCAGCAGCAACAGAAGCAGCAAUCUCUCCACAUUAGCAGAGCUGCUACCAAGGUAACGGUUUCUUCAUUCAAAGAGGCUGCAGACGUGAAUGAGACAUCUGUUCCAUCACUGAAAGAAGCCUUGGCUGACAGCCUUCAGCGGAUCAAACUUCUGGAGGAACAAAUCAAGACCAUUCCCAUUUUGCAGGUUCGAUUAUCAGUUCUUAAAGAGGAGAAGCGACUCUUAAAACUUCAGCUGAAAGCCAGCAAAUCUAGCACUGCACCACUUACCACCACUGUAGGAGUGGGAGAUGACAGUAUAGAUUUUACAGAAGAAACAAAUGAGACUGUGCCAUCUUCUAGAAUCUUCGGGUACUCUGCCCCUACAGUCAUUGCCACUUCUACACCCAGAAAGGACCUCAUGAUGAAAAGUCCACCUCCAACAUUACCUAAACCUGUGAAAAGCACAUCAGUGGCUAUUGGUAACCACAGUGUCCUUGAACCCUACAACCUUCAACCUGACCUCCCAACAGGUUACACAGUUCGAGAAAAUGAAUCAGCUUUUGAAAUAUGUUCUAAAACAAUGAUUGAAAAAGAAAGUUUAACUGUUGUGACAAGAACAAUUGGUGUAGGAGAUGCAAAUGUUUUUGAAGAUUCCAAGAUGCAAGUUCAUGAAAAGGAAUUAAGAACAGUUAUUUUUGGGCAAAAUAAAGCUGUUGCAAAAAGAAAUGUAGGUAUUGAGUGUCGUGUCGCGACAAGAGAUGUUGGAGUAUUGUUUAAAUGUGAUGAAGAGAAACCGGCAACAAGAACUAUUGGGGUUAAUGUGAAUUAUGAUACUAGUGGCAUUUUUACAUCAUUAGACUUUAAAGGAGAAAGAGAGUUAAGGGUAGCACUGCAAGGAGUCUUGCAUCGAAGUGUGCGGAGUGUGGGCACUACCUGCAGAAUGACAGAAGCUACUGCGGAGCUUGCUACAAUGACAGAUGCCAAUGUGGCUCUCUCUGUUGGUUGUGGUGAUGAGGAGCAGAGGGUGGAUGUGGAAAUAAGGCCUGCUGUUGUGAGAAAAUCUGUGGCAACCAGUUGCAAGCCUGAUAUUGGUCAUAAGUAUGUGAGCACGGAUGCAGACUGGAUUUUAGAUGCCAGUACCAACACCUACCAGGUCGAUUCAUUUGAUAAAGGACUGAUGACUGAUAAAGUCAAACAGGCUUUUGCUUCCACAAAUACUCAACCAGUCUUUACUCAUCAAGCUUCGAUUCAGACUGACCAGAAUGUCUUUGUUGGCUUGGAUCAGAUACGGCAUGCUUCUAGUAACACUGACAUUAUAACAAGCCAUUCCAGGGGAGUGUCGACUGACAUCGUCACUACACAUAAUGCAUUUGUCAAUACGUCAGAGAAGGUCUCAGAGCUUUUUCAGGAAGCAUUCAAAAAGGAAAGUGUUAAUAAUAUAGUAAGUGAAGAGUAUUUGCAAAGGAAAAUGGAUACUGAUAGAAAAACUUUAGAUCAAGUAAAAAAAGAAGCCGCACAGAAUUUAGGAGAAGAAAAAGAGACAAAACAAUCUGCUAUUUCAAGAAUGUCAGAUCAUGCAGUCCAGGAGAAAGUUACUCUUGAACAUUCAGAUCACGAAAGUUCAUUUCUCGGAAAGUCUGAAUAUAGCAAGAAAUCAUCAAAAUACGAUUAUGGCGACACUCAUUAUUCAAGCUUAGAAAUUUCCAGUCGUUCUGCUCCAGGAAGUCAAAGUCAUAUCAGCAGUAAGACAAGCAUGACUUCUGGCCAGGAAGAUUUGAAUAACAAUGCUUCCAGUCUUAAAACAGUUGAACCUGGCAAUACAGAUGAAAGGUUCUCAGAAACUGUUGUAGAACAUUUUAUACUAACUAAAGAUGGUAAAAAAUUAAUCUCAGAGGAAAAGAUCACUACCUCUUCAGCAGGAACUAACCGAAGUUUUAAACAAUUUACACAUGGUGAUGAUUGCGCAAUGGAAGCAGGUACUGGCAGCAUUGAGACGCCAAAUGGCCACAGCAGCGACAUUUAUGAAAGCCAAACUGGCAGCUGGAGCAAGACAAACUCUAGUAGUUAUAAUUCUGAUAAGACAAAUAGUUUCAAUUUGACAGACAGUAGCAACAUUAGUGUUGUCAGUGACCAGUAUCAAGAUGCAGACAAACGAGCCAAUACUUCAAAAGUCUUAGAUUCUCAUACACUAACUAGAAACUCCCUCUCCAGUUUUCAAUCUGAGAAAGCUACUGCUACAAUAGACACGACCAGAUUUUUAAAAGAUAAAGGCCAGAUAUGGUUAACUCUUUCUUCCUGUGUAAAAGAUGAGGGAAGUUUUGACAGUUUGGCUGCCAGUAACAGCGUGAGUACCAUGGAGGUGAUCAAGGUGGCAGCUAGUGAGAGCAGGGAGCUAACAAAGAGCAUUCAUACAAGUGAAUCUUCCAAGAGGAAACCAGUGCUGAAAUCCAUCAUGAAACACUCCCCAGAAACCCAGUGUGCCAGCACGAAGAAGGCAAUCACUUUUGCUGAGUCUGUCACAGGAGGGACAGGGUCAAGUUCUGAAGAGGAUAACAAUUCCUCGGAUGCCGAUUCAACGGACAGUUUUGAUGAAGGUUCCUACAAUGGCCAGGAGGUUGAGGUGAAAUAUUACAGCAAAGAGGAAGGAUUUCUGGGUGAGGACUCGCCUGGAGUUCAUGUAUUAGAUCAGAAUAUCCGUGAAAUUUAUGAGCUCUCUGAUGAAGUAAAGAAUGCCUGUUCAGUUGUGGGCACGUAUCUCACAGAUUCAACUUCCAUACAGACCAAACAACUGAAUGCCAGUCAAGAAAUCCUCCAGCAGGAGUGGUUUCAGCUGUCCAGCCACAAACUGUCGAGUGCCCACAAGGUGGAAGACUUCCUGUCCUCCGUGAAUGAGAUCUCCAGUAGGCUUCUAGAAUAUGUCAUUAAUGUGGCAGAUGCUAAUGGAAAUACAGCGAUCCAUUACUGCAUCUCCCACUGCAACUUUGACAUUGCCAGUCUGUUGCUAGACUCUAAGGUCUGCGAUACCAACAGACGGAACAAGGCAGGCUACACUCCCAUCAUGCUCGCUGGUCUAGCUACAGUCCAGGAUCAGCGACAGUAUGAAGUGAUCAGAAGAUUGCUGUCCCUUGGGGAGGUGAAUGCCAGAGCAACACAGACACAGCAGACGGCACUGAUGCUCGCUGCCAGUCAUGGCAGAACAGAAAUGGUGAAGCUUCUCAUCGAAGAAGGUGCAGAUGUUAACUUACAAGAUGAGGAUGGAUCGACAGCUCUGAUGUGUGCUUGCGAGCACGGUCACCUGGAGAUUGUGAACGUUCUCCUCACGCACCCUGGCAUAGAUGUCAAUCUCACAGACAGUGAGAAGAGCACAGCACUCACCAUCGCCAUGGAAACAGGUCACAAAAACAUUGGAGUGGUCUUGUACAAACAUCUCAACUUUCCCAAAGUUUCAUCGCCUUAA